Messenger RNA from Colletotrichum paranaense, 378 nucleotides. RefSeq lists its product as uncharacterized. The transcript has a single exon. The record is from RefSeq and is a predicted model, not a curated record. The annotation marks the transcript as partial. Lineage: Eukaryota; Fungi; Ascomycota; Sordariomycetes; Glomerellales; Glomerellaceae.
ACUUUCACUUGCAAGUUGCGGCUACGGUACUCGUCCGGGCCACUGCCCACAUCACGAAAAGGUCCCUCCGAAAAGGCUCACUGGUCUCCGUCCGAGCUUUAUGGAGGUGGUCAAGGAGGUGGUGGAAGGGAGUCUACGGCGUUUGGCCAUGCGCUGACAUCAGGCCGUCCCAUUCUCGCGGCUCCAAAUUCUGUUCAGCUCGCCCCCGAAGCGGAAGUUGUGCCGUCGUCCGUUGUACACGGCUUUAACAUCUGGAAAAGACUUUUCGUCCAGGGAGCCAGAGCCAGAGCCAGAGCCAGACCCGACGGUAGCUUCGGGCGUCUCCUUCGCUCCCGACAUUCCGCACUGAAUUGGGCCCUCAAUUUGGUCGGUGGUUAG